This is a messenger RNA of Leptinotarsa decemlineata (Colorado potato beetle), 3668 nucleotides long. RefSeq names its product contactin. The record is from RefSeq and is a predicted model, not a curated record. NCBI's taxonomy places the organism in Eukaryota, Metazoa, Arthropoda, Insecta, Coleoptera, Chrysomelidae.
AAGAGCAUUAUGAACGAUACACAACACAAGCAACAAUGCACAUAGGGAUAUCAACAGAAAAUUAACGGCUGUAAUGUGACGCAUAAAUAAAUAUAUAUUUUUGUUUAUAACAUAUCUUCAUCAAUAUUUUAAGAUAUGUGGCUGCAAAUUGUUGGAUGUAUUUUUUUAGUGAGUUUAGGUUACACUCAAGAUUCCUAUAAUACAAUUAAUGCAAAUGAAAAUAGAAAUGUAAAUGACAAUCAAAUUUACAACAAUUUGAAUUCAAAUUUUAAUCCCAGUUUGAAUUACAAUCCCAAUCCAAACUAUAAUAAUCAAAAUCCAAAUGUGAAUUAUGGAUCAAGUUUUGAUCAAAGUACAAAUAACAACCCCAACCCCCCCAACUACAAUCCAGGUUUAAACUAUAACCUGAACACUUAUGGGGGACAACAAGGGACAUACAGUUUCGGAAAUAUUGAAGAACUCAAAUGUCCGCAACAUUGGAUCCAGUUUCAGAAUUCGUGUUAUCGGUUCAUCAAAUCUCCUUUGAGAGCCUACAGCGAAGCUAGGCAAAUAUGUCAGACAUUCACUCCAGAAACUGGUGGGUCAGAUUUGGUAUCUAUAAGGAAUUCUGAUCAACAUGGAUUUCUUAUCCAUCAAUUGGACAAAUUGGAUCCUCAGCACCGUAGAUGGUAUAUUGGAGCCCAUCAGUCAUCUCCCAAUUAUUACACCAAUCCAGAUGGAACACAAUUAGUAAAUAUGGACAAUGCCUUUUUAGAAAAUGACUCACCUUAUAGAAAUGAUAUAGGAAAAGAUUAUUUAGCAUAUAAUUUUUCAAAAAGUGUGUUACACUGGAGGUUUCAACCAGUUCGGGGAGAUGAACCAUUGUUAUUUAUUUGUGAAGCAAAUGUUGCAGCUGUGCAAAGAUUAGUGAGUGAAGAGAGAGGUCCUACUUAUGGAAUCGAUAUAGUUGAUCCUAAGAAAAUACCAAGAGGGCCUUAUUUUAUCAAACAAAAUUGUUUCAGUUGCUUGGCUGGUGGAUAUCCAACACCUACCUAUGAGUGGUAUAGAGAAGAUUAUGAAAACGAUAGAUUAGUGGCUCAUAAAAUAGACCCCUUACAAGAUAGCCGUUAUACAAUCAGUGGGGGCACUCUCAUCAUUCACAAUCCUCAGCAAAAACUUGAUCAUGCCACUUACCAUUGCAAGGCAACAAACUCAUUUGGAACAAUUAUUUCAGAAAGUGUCCAGCUCAACUUUGGAUUCAUCUUGGAGUUUGUACUGAAACGAUCUCCUGAAUCAGGUGAUCAGAACUGGGGAAAAUCAGUAUAUUGUGACCCUCCGAAUCAUUUUCCUGCUGUUAAAUAUUCUUGGUCACGUGAUUAUUUUCCAAAUUUUGUCGAGGAAGAUGGACGCGUGUUUGUUUCCAAUGAUGGGGCCUUAUACUUUUCAGCUCUAGAAACAGUUGAUAGAGCUAACUAUAGCUGCAGUGUCAAUUCAGAAUUUUCAGAUUCAGGAAGAAAUGGACCAUUUUUCCCUCUACGUGUCAACCCACAUUCCAAUUAUCAGCAACUUAAAUUUCCGAAUAAUUUCCCCAAAGCAUUUCCAGAAGCCCCUACCGCUGGAAAAGAUGUAAGACUGGAGUGUGUGGCCUUUGGAUAUGNAAUCCAAGGUAAGAACACAUUUAUUAAAAAAAAAAUUGUACAAAGACAUUUUAUUUCAGCUGAACCCACAUUCACCAUUCCAUUAACUGACAAGCAUAUGGAUAGUAAGAGUGAACUUAUUUGGACCUGUGAAGCUUUUGGAGUACCUGAUGUAAAUUAUACAUGGUGGAGAAAUGGCAGGCAACUUGUGAUGGGUUAUAUGGAACCAGAAGACAGAGGAAGAAUAAAAAUACAAGAUAAUGUUUUAACAAUAUUGUACUUGGAUCAAGAAAGAGACCCAGGAAUGUAUCAAUGUAGAGCUUCCAAUACACUGAAAACCACAUACUCUUCUGCACAACUCAGAGUUUUGGUAUUAGGAGGCCCUCGUCUUGUGGAACCUUUGAGAGAAAAUAUUGUGUCAUAUGUGGGUAGAGAUAUUGAUCUGCGUUGUUAUGCAGUAACAGAUGAAAUGUUGGAUAUAGCCUACAUUUGGAAACAUAAUGGAAUGGUCAUACGAGAUAUUGAUGUUUUGAAUUCAUAUAACAGAUUGAAAAUUGAUGGGGGCUAUUUAAGAAUUCUGAAUACAACAUUCUCGGAUUCUGGAGAAUAUGAAUGUGUGGUCAAAUCCGCAGUGGGAAAGAUAUUUUCAAAGGCAAGAAUUAUAAUCGAAGGACCACCAGGCCCACCAGGAGGUGUACAAGUGGUGGAAAUAAGGAAGACUUCUUUUUCAAUUCAAUGGACUGACGGAGCAAGCCAUGGCUCACCAAUAAUUAGCUACACAAUUAGUGGAAGAACCAACUGGAACAGUGCUUGGCAGAAUAUCACUUCUGGUAUUCGUGCAACUGAAAUCGAUAGAUACACUGGUAGGAAAGAAGCUGUAAUAGAUAAUGUCCUUACUCCGUGGUCAGUAUACGAGUUCAGGGUUGCAGCAUGGAAUAAUUUAGGGAUGGGUGUGCCUUCGCAACCAAGUCCUAAACAUGCAACUUCACCAGAGAGACCUUUUGUGGCACCUCGAAAUAUAGGUGGCGGCGGUGGUAAAAUUGGUGAUCUAACCAUUACGUGGGAUCCACUGAGACCAGACGAACAGAAUGGUCCUGGAAUAUAUUACAAAAUAUUCUGGAAACGAAAGGAUGGAGAAACAGAAUUCCAGAGCCAAAGUUUGAAAGAAUACGGAAAUACUGGUGUGGCUGUUGUGAAUAUAGAAACAAAGUACUUUUACACUGAAUACAUUGUGAAAGUACAGUCGCUCAAUGAAAUUGGACCAGGCCCUAUCAGCCAAGAGGUUGUCAUAUACUCAGCAGAAGAUAUGCCUCUUGUUGCACCUCAGCUGGUAGUUGCGAAGUCCUACAAUUCCACCGCUUUGAAUGUCAGUUGGGUUCCAGUUGAUCAAACUAGGGAAAAAAUUAGAGGAAAGCUUAUUGGACAUAGGAUCAAAUACUGGAAGAAGGAUUCUGAUGAACGAGACAGUGUAUAUUAUUUGUCGAGAACCACCAGACCUUGGGCACUUAUUGUUGGUCUUCAGCCUGAUACGUACUAUUUAGUCAAAGCUAUGGCGUACAAUGCUGCUGGAGAAGGUCCCGAGAGUGAAAGAUAUAUUGAACGAACUUAUAGAAAAGCUCCUCAAAAACCACCUUCAUCUGUAAUUGUGGUUGGCAUCAACCCUUCGACAGUCAGGGUUGUUUGGCGAUAUGUGCAGCCUUCGCAAGAAGAAGAACCACUCCAAGGUUACAAGAUUCGUGUUUGGGAAAGCGAACAAGACCUCAGCACUGCCAAUGACACAAUAAUUCCUUUCGGUGGGAAAUUAGAAGGAUAUGUUACAAAUCUCUCUCCUGGAAAGACGUAUAAAUUGAGAGUUCUUGCAUAUUCAAAUGGCGGUGAUGGUCGUAUGAGUUCACCAGAGAAAGUAUUCCAAAUGGGUAAGCCGCAAUUUUUCCGAAGCACAGCUAUCAGCAUAAGGAUUAGUAUAUUCAUGGUUACUUUUUCGAUAGCAGUACAUUUUCUGCUUAGACAGUUAUGAUACUUUUUUAUGUAGAUUUUAGUUUCGAUAUUUUU